This is a messenger RNA of Aethina tumida (small hive beetle), 1519 nucleotides long. Its product is annotated as putative gustatory receptor 28a. Gene Ontology annotation, biological process: sensory perception of taste. The record is from RefSeq and is a predicted model, not a curated record. Gene Ontology annotation, cellular component: neuronal cell body; membrane; axon. The transcript has 7 exons. NCBI's taxonomy places the organism in Eukaryota, Metazoa, Arthropoda, Insecta, Coleoptera, Nitidulidae. The coding region runs from base 1 to 1434 and encodes 477 amino acids.
AUGUUCUUGAAACUGAAGAACAAGAUCCUAUCGAAAAUCAAAGACCCCCAGGAUAUAUACACAACGAUUUAUCCGUUGUAUUUAAUUUGUAAUAUCCUGGGAUUAGCUCCGUACGUGGUGAAAGAGAAUCCGAGCGGCAAACGCGAGUUUUACUUUGGCUGGAGGUCCAUUUUAAAAAGCGUACUUAUAGUUACCAGCUUUUUAAUCGUCUUCGGAUAUGCAAUCUCCAGACUGGACAACCCGUUCCAGAAUUCGGUGGACAUCAAGUAUAAAAUCAGGUUUUUUCAGGAAAUUUUCGGUAAUCUGUUGUCGGGGUGUGAAAUAGUCAUCGGCAUUUUCUAUGCCAGCAAGAUCAUAGAAGUGUUUCAGAAUAUUGAUGAGGUCGAUAAUCUUUUUAGGGGAUUGGCUGUUUGGGUUUGCUACAAGAAGUUUUAUGUAACAGUUUUGAUACACAUAUUUGGUUUCUGUCUAAUUGUGGUCUUUACAAUUCUUCAUGUACUUGUUAUCGAAAGUUUCUUGAGCGGAGACUUCUUAUACAACACCUUACUAUUUUCCGCAAGAUAUUUACCAUAUUUAACAAACAUGUUGAUGGAAAUCCAGUACGUAAAUUGUCUUUCGAUAAUCAGAGAAAGAUAUAAACUUUUAAACCAAUACCUGGAAGCUUUGGUGGAAGACAACAACUUACACAAUGAAAGGGCUGUUAAACAAUCUUGGGUUAUUGAAUUUCUAAGAAACCUUAUGAUUCGUUUCAGUGUUGAGAAGGAUCGUUUGGCAUCUGGUGUUGUCAUGGGAGUUGUCUUAGGAUGGAUGCAAAAACCGGUUUCGACAAUCCCAACAACAAUAACCCCGGAGAAGGAUGCGACAAAGAACAUGCCUAAAAGAAUCAUGUCCAUAUCAGAUCCCGUUUUCAUAAUAGACCAAGUGGCGACCCUCCACAUCAAACUGACCGACACAGCUCAUUUGGUGAACGACGCCUUCUGCGUGCAACAAUUGCUGAGGAUCACAGUCACGUUCGUCAGCAUCGUCACCGCCCUGUUCACCAUCGCGAUGAACUUCGCGGCGCCCAACAAGGGCGACGCCGAACUGGACCUGUACUUCACCUUCUGGGCCUUCUCCAACGCGAUCGAGGUCGUCAGCAUCGUGUGGAUUACCAGCGAGACCUGCGAGGAGGCGAACACAUGUCCAAGAAUACUGCACAAAAUUAGAAACCACACCACCAACACGAAACUUCAGGAUACGAUUGAAAUUUACUCCCUGCAAAUGUUCCACAAUAAAUUAUAUUUUACAGUAUGCGGUCUGUUCCCCCUGGACUAUUCGCUAUUGUACACGAUUGUGGCAGGUGUUACUACCUAUUUGGUUAUUUUAAUCCAGUUUAAUAUUGAGAUUGUACAAAGCAGCAAUUCCACUGUUACCAACCAGAGUUCCACCGUUUAACCGUUUCAGCAUUUUGUGUGUAUUCAUUGAUGUCUUCAGUAAAUUGCACCUCUUGUAAAAUUAUUUGUAAGUUUAUUUAGUAAAU